AGUAGAGAAACUGGAAUUUUAUUACAUUAAUCGAAGAAGGCUACUUACCUGCACAAAGGCCUACUAUAAAUACAAUAUUAUUAUAAAAACCUAAAUUCUUGAAAAACCCUAAAUUUUGUUAACAAAGUAGAAGUAGUAUUAGCAAAUACGUUAAUGGCUUUAGGAUCCUAAUAGGACCCUCCAAGAUGAGACGACGACAAGAUUUCUGCAAGCAAAAACGAGUUUCAGAGGUCAAAGAGAUCGAAUUGCUCGAAUCAUGGAUCGAAUUCGGGAAACCCGACCCGGGUUCCAACCCGUUAUCGCUACCGCCGUUGCGUUCCGACGGUCCGGUGAUAGGUCAAAUCGACGGGAAGUCCUUCUCUGGGUACGUCGGGUGCAAGAAAUUCAGUGAACUGCCCCUCUCUCGGAAGACAAAAGACGGACUGAGACAAUCCAACUAUACAACCAUGACUCGUAUUCAGAGAGCUGCGAUUCCUCAUGCGCUCUGCGGCCAUGACAUUCUCGGCGAGGCCAAAACUGGCUCCGGCAAGACUCUCGCUUUCAUCAUUCCGGUAUUAGAGAAGUUAUACAGAAUGAGAUGGGGUCCAGAGGAUGGGGUAGGCUGCAUCAUAAUAUCUCCAACAAGGGAACUAGCCAACCAACUCUUUGAAGUACUGAAUUCUGUUGGGAAGCACCACAGUUUUAGUGCUGGCCUCCUAAUUGGUGGCUGCAAAAAUGUGGAUACAGAGAAAGAGCGUGUGAAUGAGUUGAACAUAUUGGUGUGCACUCCUGGCCGGCUUCUUCAGCACAUGGAUGAGACUCCCAAUUUUGAUUGUUCACAGCUUCAGGUUUUAGUCCUCGACGAGGCAGAUCGAAUUCUUGAUGUUGGAUUUAAGAAGGCAUUAGAUGCAAUAAUUUCACAGCUACCAAAUCAUAGGCAAACAUUUCUUUUCUCCGCAACUCUGACCAAGUCAGUUAAGGAUCUUGCAAGGGUCGGAUUGAAGGACCCAGAGUACCUCAGUGCGCAUCUGGAGUCUGUAACUGCCACUCCCAAUCGCUUGCGUCAAACUGCAAUGAUUGUUCCUCUUGAACAUAAGCUUGAUCUGUUGUGGAGUUUUAUAAAGAAACAUCUUAAUUCAAGGAUACUUGUGUUUCUUUCAAGCUGCAAACAGGUAAAAUUUGUUUUCGAAGCAUUUAAGAAACUUCAUCCAGGGAUCCCCUUAAAAUGUCUUCAUGGAAGGAUGAAGCAGGAGACAAGGAUGGAAAUAUAUUCCCAGUUUUGUGAGAAAGAUAAACCUUCAGUUCUCUUCUCGACAGAUGUGGCUGCAAGAGGCCUUGAUUUCAGUAAGUCAGUCGAUUGGGUUGUUCAGGUGGAUUGCCCAGAAGAUGUUGAUACUUACCGACAUAGAGUUGGUCGGACUGCACGUUAUCAUUGUGAUGGGAGGUCGGUUUUAUUCCUGAUGCCUUCAGAGAUUAAAAUGAUCAAAGAACUAGAGGAAAACAAAAUACGCAUAAAACUCUCCCAGGCAAACCCAGAAUGGCUGCGAGCUGUAUCUGAAAAUGUGGCAGCUUUACUAGUCAAGUAUGAUAAUUUGAAGCAACUUGCUCAGAGGGCCUUUAUCACGUACUUGAGGUCUAUCUAUAUUAAAAGAAAUAAGGAGGUUUUUGAUGUAAUGAAACUGCCCAUCGAUGAAUUCUCGGCCUCAUUGGGCUUGCCAAUGACACCAAAAAUCCGAUUUUUAAAGCAGAAAAUCAGGAGCAAAGCAGUCUCCGGAAAACCUUUUCUUCAACCUGAAAUUGGUCUCAAGGAGGAUGAAGUGGAUGAUGCUCUUCUUAUACCAAAGGAGACCCCACACAGAGGGGAAACUCAGACUGGAGAUGCUGUGUCGGCAGCUUCAGGUUUGAAGAAAAAAAAGUUUUCGAUUAAUAUCGACGAACCGAUGGGAAGAAAGUCACGUCUUGACGAGGAAUGCGAUGAGCUUUCCCCACCUUCAGGAUCAGUAGAUAUGAAGAGUGGCAAUAGUCCAGUUCAGCUUGACAUAGACUUGGUAAAUCGGGGAUAUGCCGAGAUGAGGGAAGAGCUGAAACAAGAGGACAAGGAAGACAAGCUCCAAGACCGUAAGCGCCGCAAAGAGCAACGGCUGAAGGAGCGGAUGAAGUGGAAGAGGGAAAGGAAGGAGGAGGAUAUGGAGGGUGAGGAUGAUCUUCCCGAGUCAGAUGGAGAAGCAAAUGGUACACGACACAACAAAAGGAUGAAAUUGCGUUUCAACAGUGACAACGAUGAUGGUGGGAGAAAGAAAGUCAAGGGCAAAUUGGGUAUGAAUGCUGACUCUGUUUCUUUGGCAGAUCAAGAGAAACUGGCUCUUAAAUUAUUGAGUUCCAUGCACUCGUAGAUUGUUAAGCUAUGAACUUUUUUAGUUUAGUCUCAGGUUUAUUGUUGACAAAUCCAGUAUGUUUUGGUCAGAAAAUUUUGCUUUUCCUGGCUAAUGCAUUUUAUAUGUAGAAUAAUUUCUUUAUUCAUCUAAAGUACCUUUGGUAGCAAAUUUUGGAUAAAAUUUGUGAAUGUCAGUUUGCCGCAUACUCUUCAGAGUAGAGAUUUUAUCAGAUGGUGUUCUUUGGUUUUUAUGUAA
This is a messenger RNA of Cornus florida, 2609 nucleotides long. RefSeq names its product DEAD-box ATP-dependent RNA helicase 32-like. Gene Ontology annotation, biological process: rRNA processing. Gene Ontology annotation, molecular function: nucleic acid binding; ATP binding; RNA helicase activity. The record is from RefSeq and is a predicted model, not a curated record. The transcript is spliced from 8 exons. Lineage: Eukaryota; Viridiplantae; Streptophyta; Magnoliopsida; Cornales; Cornaceae. Bases 186 to 2372 code for a protein of 728 amino acids. Gene Ontology annotation, cellular component: nucleus.